AUGUAUUUCAAGACCAAUCCAGGCAGUAGAGAUGAUGCCGGAGCAACACGGCGGAUAAGUCCUCACAUCCGCAGUUCUGAAACAGCUGGCUUCAGCCAGUCCACAGCGCUGUCUGACCUAAACACCACACCCGAACUUCUCACUGCCGACACGACGGUCAGCUCAUCUCCACGAACCGUGUGCCUAGAACCCGGCCAGGCUAUCGUCCCUCUGAUCUGCCGAUACUCACAGCAAUAUCCAUUCGCACCGUACACUACUCCGAGCGAGACGUUUUACGACGUCUGA
Messenger RNA from Parastagonospora nodorum SN15, 285 nucleotides. RefSeq lists its product as hypothetical. Bases 1 to 285 code for a protein of 94 amino acids. The record is from RefSeq and is a predicted model, not a curated record. NCBI's taxonomy places the organism in Eukaryota, Fungi, Ascomycota, Dothideomycetes, Pleosporales, Phaeosphaeriaceae. The transcript is spliced from 2 exons.